This is a messenger RNA of Hippocampus zosterae (dwarf seahorse), 2461 nucleotides long. It is a transcript of the gene tasp1, whose product is annotated as taspase, threonine aspartase, 1. The transcript has 14 exons. Gene Ontology annotation, biological process: protein maturation. The coding region runs from base 217 to 1512 and encodes 431 amino acids. Lineage: Eukaryota; Metazoa; Chordata; Actinopteri; Syngnathiformes; Syngnathidae. Gene Ontology annotation, molecular function: threonine-type endopeptidase activity. The record is from RefSeq and is a predicted model, not a curated record.
GCAACGCGCAGCUGGACCCGGAAGUACUUGAUGACGCUUCGGCUAACCGGCUAACGUGACAAGUGACAGGGACGUCUGUCCGAGUUGCCAGUUUAAGUAGUUCAAUAAGCGUUGGUACGUGUUAAGGACAUGUCAUACAACUGUUGUUUUGCUGGUGGGGGACUUGUAUAAAUUGUGUACCAUCAGAAUGUUUGCCUCACGCGCUGAUGAUGGGCCAUGAUCGGCUUGUCAAAUUAUGCAAGUGUUAUGGAAAGUCUACAAAAUUCUGCUGAAGAGCAUCAAUACACUUUUUACCAGGACAGCUCAAGGCCCAACAAACAGGAAUCAACCAACAAUUCCAAGCCAGGUGUCGGUGGGUUUGUUUUAGUGCAUGCAGGUGCAGGUUACCAUUCAGAAUCCAAGGCGAAAGAGUACAAGCAUGUAUGCAAAAGAGCUUGCCAGCAAGCUGUGGAUCAGCUCAAAGCAGGAGCACUUGCAGUUGAAGCCGUGGCUGCCGCUCUGGUUGAGCUUGAGGACUCUCCUUUUACAAAUGCAGGUAUGGGCUCCAACAUAAAUUUGUCUGGGGAAAUAGAGUGUGAUGCCAGUAUCAUGGAUGGGAAAUCACUGCAUUAUGGAGCUGUAGGUGCGAUUAGUGGUAUUAAAAACCCUGUUUUAGUUGCAAAUCGACUGCUGAGCGAAGCACAGAAAGGCAAACUUUCAGCCGGCAGAAUACCCCCCUGUAUCAAUGAUUUCUUUGCCAGCUUUUUAGUUGGAAGGGGUGCACACGACUGGGCCAUUAGCCAUGGUGUUCCACCCUGCCCGUCAGAGAAAAUGGCCACGAAGUUCAGUUUAUCUGCAUAUAAGCGGAAUAAAAGAAAGAUGGAGCUGGCUGAGAAAAUGGACCCAGGACAUAAUCAAGCAAAGAGAAGACGACAAUCAAGUAGAAAUGAAAAUUGUUCGGAGUGCCUUGAUACUGUUGGAGCCGUUGUCGUUGACAUGCAAGGCAAUGUAGCUGCAGCGGUUUCCAGUGGAGGUCUGGCCAUGAAACAUCCAGGCAGGGUUGGCCAGGCUGCUCAUUAUGGAUGUGGCUGCUGGGCUGAAAAUGCUUGUAACAUGAACCCAUACUCUACAGCAGUGAGUACCUCAGGCUGUGGAGAGCAUCUGAUUCGCACCAUGCUGGCACGGGAAUGCUCCGCUGCCAUGCAGUCGGAAGAUGCCCAUCAGGCCUUGCUUGAAGCUAUGCAAAACAAGUUCAUCAGCUCACCAUUUCUGGCCAGCGAAGAUCGAGUUUUGGGUGGAGUAAUCAUCUUGCGGUGCUGCAGAUGUGUGGAACCUCAGCCAUCUACAAAUGUUCAGGGUUCUCUAGUGGAGUUUCUUUGGAGCCAUACCACAGAGAGCAUGUGUGUAGGCUACAUGUCUGCCCAAGAUAGUAAAGCAAAGACACACAUAUCCAGAUUACCACCUGGGACAGUUCCUGGUCAGUCCUUGGCCAUCGAAGGAGGCGUUUGUCGGCUGGUUAACACGGUGGAUUGAGUCCCUUUCUUCUUUGUUAUUUGGCUUCUCAAGCAAUACUAGACCCAUUGUGCAUUCUGAUGUGUGAUGCUGGAAACAAUAAGCUUGGGUGGCUCACAUGUUGUUUGUGCACUUGCAGGACUUCCAUAUGCACGUGGAUUAUACUUGAUGCGCUGUUGCCUUUAUAUGCCACAUUUGAUUUGUUUUUUCCUUUUUACUGUAGAUAAGCUACAAUUUUGAGGUGAACAGGGUGGAUGUUAUUUUGUUUUGCUUCACCAGUGAAACGAUUUUGAAGGGAUUUCAAUACAAAAUCGAAUUUGGUUUAAAAAUGCUUUCCAAGCACGAUAGAUGGAAUUAUGCACGUUGGAAAAUUCCUGCUACGAAAGACAACUGUUAAUUGACAAUAGUGUCCUUGUGUCUGAAUGUAAAAUAAUGAUAUUACUACUCUGAUGAACACAUUCAACAUCUAUGUAGGCUCACACACAUCAAACCAUAUUGCACAGUAAAAAAAAAAAAUCAUAUGCUUGGUUCUUAAGAUCCUUUACAAACGGCAUUGUUUAUUCACAAAUCACUGCAUGUGCAUCACCAAGAGUGCAGAAUUUUAUGCAUGCACUUUCAGAGCUAUGCUAAUACUGUAGGACUCAGGUAGAAUUUCAAGCUACAGCCAAGCCAACCAUAAAUAACUCCUAUAGGUACCGUGAGAGGCAGAUAUUUUAUCAGUACGAGGAAAGGGGUAAACUAAUGAUCCAAUGUAUGCUUUCUAAAGCAUAUUUAAGUGGUGCUAGGAAGUUUUACUUGCAAAAGUCAUGUUUCAGUUAGUAUUCUUUAUUAGUUAUUGUUCAAGUCUCAAGACAGAAUGGUGCUUGUAUUUUGAGAAGGUGAUGUAAAACUGUACAAAAUACAGAACAUCCUGAUAUGUGUGCAGCUUUCUACAGUGCUUCAGAAAUGAAUAAACUUUUAUAUUACCAUG